CAUGUAGCGCCAACCAUCUGUCCCGUGGCGCCUCCGGUAGCCCAUGUGCGCCCUCUUGUCCCUUCAACGGUCAAAGAAAAGGGGAUCUGAUCUGAUGGCGCCCAUGGAGAUGGAGAGGAUGGAACCUAGACAGCAGCAACACUAGCAGUCUGUUUGCCCUUUUGCAGUCCCUACCAUCAUCCCCCAUUCCCUUCCCCUCUCGCCUGCAGGCCCGCCGGCUCCCACUUCCAAGCCAGAUCCAUCUGAUUCGGCGGUUCUCCGGCCGGGAAUCUCCGGCAAGAACAGAGUGUUGAACCGCGGCCGUGAACUCUGAUCGCGGUGUCUCGGACGAUGCAAGCGACGGCGCGGCAGGUGGAGGACAAGGAGUGCUACAGCUACACCACCAAUGGCGCGGCCAGUGGACGGCCGCACCGCAAGAACCCGGCCGCGUCCUCCAGGCUCAAGCCGAUGCCGUCCAAGUGGGACGACGCGCAGAAGUGGCUCGUGGGCAUGUCCAACGGCGGCGGCGACGGGCUGCACGGCGGCGGCGGCAAGGGCGCCAAGCCCCGCAACUCCAACGCCGACGACCGGCGCCUCCUGAGCUCGUCCUCGCAGAACGGCCGCAUCUCCUGCAGCAGCGUGGACGGCGGCAUCGAGUACAACAUGGUGGCGGCGCCCCCGACGCCGCCGCAGCUGGGCGAGGACGACGUCGGCGAGACCAAGAACAUGGACUACAUGGUGCCGCCGCACGGCCACGCCCACGGCUCGCCCGUGUCGGUGUGCCUGCGGGACAUGGGCACCGAGAUGACGCCCAUCGCCAGCAAGGAGCCGUCCAGGGCGGCCACGCCGCUGCGCUCCACCACGCCCGUCGCGCGGAGCCCGAUACCGUCCCGGUCGUCCACGCCGGGGAGGCGGCGGCAGGACGCGCCGCCCGCGGGCGCUCUUGGCUCCGACGUGGUCCGGACGGCCGAGCAGGCGGCGGUAAGCAACAAUGCCGUCAGUGGCGGCGAGGCGGGCAGGGACAGCGACGCCGGGGUGCACGGCGGUGCUCCCAGAGCCAACACGCUCGAGUCCCGUGCGGCGGCCUGGGACGAGGCAGAGCGAGCCAAGUUCAUGGCGAGAUACAAGCGCGAGGAGGUGAAGAUCCAGGCCUGGGAGAACCACGAGAAGCGAAAAGCCGAGCUGGAGAUGAAGAAAAUAGAGAUGAAGGCGGAGCAGAUGAAGGCGCGGGCGCAGGAGAAGCUGGCGAGCAAGCUGGCGACGGCGCGGCGCGUGGCCGAGGAGAAGCGGGCGGUGGCGGAGGCGACGCUGAACGAGGGCGCGGCGAGGACGUCGGAGAAGGCGGACUACAUCCGGAGGACCGGCCACCUGCCCUCCUCCUUCUUCUCCUUCAGAAUCCCCUCCCUCUGCGGCUGAACUGCCUCCCUAUACAGGACAGAUUCAUAGGGAUCACCGUAUAUGUUGUUGCCCCACUGCUUCGUUUUGUGUCCAUUGUAGGGGUUGAUUGCCAAGGGGAAAAAAUGUAGGGGGUGCGUGCUAUCUGUGAUCGCCGCACGAGCAGCUUUCAGUUCAGUGGACUUGGUUCUAUUUUGUGGAAGGGCCUCGCAUACAACUGAAAGAGGACUCUAGUCUAGACCCAGAGAGAAACAUACUACACCCCAUGUCUCAAAAUAUAAUGACGUUUUUAACACUACAUUAGUGUUAAAAACGUUCUUACGUUAUAGGACGGACUUGUAAUUUCCAAGUUGGUCGAGUUGCAAAUCCGCAAAGCGAACAUGCGGCUAAUC
Molecule: messenger RNA, 1766 nt
Organism: Triticum dicoccoides
Lineage: Eukaryota; Viridiplantae; Streptophyta; Magnoliopsida; Poales; Poaceae
Exons: 4
Coding region: 331-1395 (354 amino acids)
Source: RefSeq, a predicted model, not a curated record